Syzygium oleosum is the source of this 1242-nucleotide messenger RNA. RefSeq lists its product as uncharacterized. The record is from RefSeq and is a predicted model, not a curated record. The transcript has a single exon. Lineage: Eukaryota; Viridiplantae; Streptophyta; Magnoliopsida; Myrtales; Myrtaceae. Gene Ontology annotation, molecular function: nucleic acid binding; zinc ion binding. The coding region runs from base 1 to 1242 and encodes 413 amino acids.
AUGGCUGAGAAUGUAAAUCCUGAGGCAAGACUAGCGCUGUUAUGCAGACGCCUGGGUAAUCUACGGACUGAAAUAGAAGCUCCACAGAAAGAUUUAAUGGUGUCAAAGGAAAAGCUGACUGAAUGCAGCCUCUCAGUUUUUGGAAAGCUUUACACAAGCUCCAAUAUCAACUAUCAGGCGUUCCUUACAACAAUGAAGAAAGCGUGGAAGGUAGAUUCAGUUUCUCUUACUCAAUAUGAAUCGGGUAUCCUGUCCUUUACUUUCAGUAACGACUUGGACAAAAACAGAGUUCUAGAAAAUAGCCCGUGGUCCUUUGCAAGCAACCUCUUGAUUCUCACCCCCUGGGUACCCAACAAACCCCCUCACUGUUAUAAAUUUACUUCGUGUGCGUUCUGGGUCCAAGUUCAUGGACUUCCAAUGGAAUGGUGUUCGAUGGAGAUGGUCUCUUAUGUUACCCAGAUUCUGGGCGUUGUUCAAGAGGUGAAAAUAGAGAAGAAAGGAGCUGCAUUUCAUAGAGUGGGCAGAGCAAAAGUGGUCUUGAACCUGGACUCGCCGUUAAGUCCAGGGAUUUUUAUUACGCUAGAAGAGGAGAAAAUCUGGCUGGACUUUAAAUACGAGCGGCUGCCUCGGUUUUGUUACUCUUGUGGUAAAAUAGGGCAUUAUACAACUAAUUGUCCUGUUAUUCCCUACGAUGAAGCAAAGAAUGGUGACCAUUGCUCAAGUAAAUUUGGGCUUUGGCUCAAAGCAGAAGCACGGGAAUCGAGCCCUUUCUGGAACAUCUUCUAUGAUGAGGCUGGGGAUGUCUUUGAGGGCAUGGAGGAGGAUGAAAUACUACCAGAAACCCCACUGCAAAGCACCCAAAAUGUCUGUCCUGAGAAAGAAAAGAAUGUUGAGAUUGAAAAAGGGGCUAGAAGUGGCCAGGAACCUCCUUUUGCUGUGGCAACAGCAAGUGCUCGGGGGAAGCAGCUGGCUUUACGUAGCAAGGAGGUGAGGACUGAUGAGUGUGAUUGUUUUGGGCAAGCUACAGAUUGGUCCAAACUGAAUAAUCCUUCGAAUCUGAACAAGACCCUCAAAGGACCUUUGACUAAGAAGUUAAAGAGGAACAACCCCUAUAGCUCACUUCCUCAGGAGCUCAACUUGUUGGAAGAAACACAGCUACAAGAUACCCCAAUUAGGAUUUCUGAUGAAUCUGCUGAAUGGGCUUUGGUGGCUAGCCCGAACAAGCCACCGGGUUACAAAUGA